AUGCCAACUCUUCAACCAUCUCGCACGAACUUGCGCGUCUGCACCGGAGACACCUCUUGCCGAAAUUACGACACAGCGUAUGCUCUCAAGUCAGCUGCAAAUAUGAUGGAAUUCUCGCAAAUCGCGUGCGAAAUCUGCCGCACCAAAAAGCGCAAGUGUGAUCGCAAGAUUCCAACAUGUUCGCAAUGCAUCCACGCCGGCCAGACCUGCACAUAUCCAGGCACAAGCAAGAGAGGUCUUCCAUCCGGCUACAUCGCAAGCAUCGAAGAUAGACUAGCUCAAACAGAAGCCGCACUACUACAAGCACUUUCCACAAUCCACGGAUCUCAGGUAGAAUCUAGAUCGCCUCCAGCUAUACCCGAAAAGCCUAGAGAUAUGGAGUUCAACGAAGUACGAAUUGCCAAAGUCGAAGAAUGGCAAAAGUAUCCUUUGGACACGGAGGAACACCAGCGGAACUGGAUGCAGUAUAAACUCGCCACAAACCCUGGAUCAAGUGCGUUGACAAUAUUGAACACUCAAGAAGGUCAUGCUGGUCAAGCUAGUGACAAGCAACAGUCACAGAGCCACCAGAAGUCUGACGCGGCACGGAAACGACAGAAGAUCGCAAAUGAGUCGCCACAAAACAGACAGCUUCCGCAAGGCCACAGGUCGGAUUUCGCAUCUGAAGCACUGCCGCUCACAGGAGCACAAGCUUUGCAGGGAGGAAGCGAGUGGACGACAAACGCGCCUCAAGGUAGGCCUCUUGAUCCUGAUCAUGGGUUCGCUACAUCGAUUCCUUCGGCACAAGGCACUACGACUCGAUCGACAGACUCGCAUCGUGCCUCAAAUCCGCGUUCAAUGCCCACACCGAUUCGAUCUAAUGGCGUGGAAGCACUUCCUGAUUCCGAUCAAAACACCAGCAAAGCUAAGAGGCUUAGCACUUUGCACUCACGGAAGUACUUCUAA
Messenger RNA from Aureobasidium melanogenum CBS 110374, 945 nucleotides. RefSeq lists its product as uncharacterized. The transcript has 4 exons. Gene Ontology annotation, biological process: regulation of DNA-templated transcription. Gene Ontology annotation, molecular function: DNA-binding transcription factor activity, RNA polymerase II-specific; zinc ion binding. The record is from RefSeq and is a predicted model, not a curated record. NCBI's taxonomy places the organism in Eukaryota, Fungi, Ascomycota, Dothideomycetes, Dothideales, Saccotheciaceae. The coding region runs from base 1 to 945 and encodes 314 amino acids.